UAUACAGGUGUGUAUUAAGUGAAGUUCAGCAGGAGCUGUUUGAAAGAGCCGCACGUCACUGUAAUAAAUUUGCUAAACUUAUCCCCAUGUCAUUUGUCCUCGGUUUUUACAUCUCCACAGCGUUCCAGCGGUGGUGGGGUCAGUACACCAGUUUUCCUCUUCCUGAUAAUCUGAUGAUGGUGGUGUCGGGGAACGUGCACGGCAUGGAUGAACGUGGACGGAUGAUCCGGCGCACACUAAUGAGAUACGCAAACCUGUCGUCCGUCCUCAUCCUGCGCUCCAUCAGCACACGUGUACGCAAACGCUUCCGAACGCUCGAGGAUAUCGUGGAGGCAGGGUUUAUGAGUGAAGACGAGUUGAAGACUCUGAAUCACCUGCACUCAGACUUUAAUAAAUACUGGAUGCCUCUGACGUGGUUCGCUAACUUAGCAUCACAAGCAAGAGAAGAGGGACGAGUGAAAGAAGACAUCGCUCUCAGACUGCUGAUGGAUGAGUUGAAUAAUUACAGAGGGAAGUGCAGCAUGCUCUUUCACUAUGACUGGAUCAGCAUCCCACUCGUCUACACUCAGGUGGUUACGAUAGCCGUGUACUCCUUCUUUGCUUUCUGUCUGAUUGGACGUCAGUUUGUGAAGCCUGAAAAAGCAGAUGAUCUGAAGGUCCAUGUGGAUCUGUAUGUGCCAGUCUUCACUCUGCUCGAGUUCUUCUUCUAUGCUGGCUGGCUGAAGGUCGGAGAACUGAUCAUCAACCCGUUUGGUGAAGACGAUGAUGACUUUGAAACUAAUCAGCUGAUUGAUCGUAACAUUCAGGUGUCGAUGCUUGCUGUGGAUGACAUGCACCAGAACCUUCCUCCUCUGCAGAAGGAUAAAUACUGGACAAAUAAAGCUCCAGGUCAAGCAUUCACUCCGGCACGGCCCAUCUUCAUGGGCUCCACCUACGACAUGAGGGUGACUGAUGAGGACGUGGAGGAGGCCUGGGCUGAUUAUAAGAUGCAGACGGUCAGCGUUUGGCCUCCAGCUGCACAAAAACAGAAGAAGAAUCGAGGAGGAGAGAAAAGACUCUGCUGCUGCUGCAGGACACACACAUCAUCUGCUGAGAACACACAUGAGAGAGAAGCUGAGGGAAUUAACAUGCUCCAGACUGAAACACACACUCCAGCACAGUGUGAGGAAACCACGCAGACGCAGACGCAGGCAGAGUGUGUUCUGGCUUUAGAACCUUCUGAUGAAGAUCAGCACGCAGAUCACCACGUUUCAGAUCUCCGAGAGACAAGACGCCAUCAGAAUAACAUGACAGAAUAACCACACACACACACCAAAUACAAACACAUACACGCACAGACACACAACUAAUAGACACACACAUCUUAUACACACAACUUCAUUUUGAAUAGUGUACUGUGUGUAAUGGGUACAGUGUGUGUGUACGGUGUGUGUACUGCAUUUAGUGUGUGUAGCUUUACAAUAAAACAAUCAAAGAUUUGGCCCAGUGUGUGUGUGUGUGUGUGUGUGUGUGUGUGUGUGUGAGUUAAUAAUCCUGAUCUUCAGUUAAACUCCAUGUGUACAUCUACAUCAUCAUAUCACCAUCAGCUCAUACACACCAUUUACACUGAAACGGUUUCUACAAUAAAAUUACAGUAAAUGCUAAAUUUACAAAUGACAAAAAAGACAAACUCAAACUUCACAUGUUCCAUGUUUAUCACUGAACCCUUUAUAACCUCAACACUGAUGGAACUGUGAUGAAGGACAUUCAGUGUUGAGGAUGAGGUUCCCUUUUGAGUCUGGUUCCUCUCAAAGUUUCUUCCUCAUAAAGUCUCAGGGAGUUUUGAUAAACUCUAUCUCCGUGAGCUGCUUUGGGAAAAUUUUAGGCCACACCUCCUCACUGCAAGUCUGCUACUGAGGAAGAACAUUUCAGUAUCACUUAUUAAAAGUGUAAAUUUGAAGAUAAUAAGAUAAGUGAAUUUUACAAUAAA
Molecule: messenger RNA, 1969 nt
Organism: Silurus meridionalis
Lineage: Eukaryota; Metazoa; Chordata; Actinopteri; Siluriformes; Siluridae
Gene: best4
Product: bestrophin 4
Exons: 9
Coding region: 87-1298 (403 amino acids)
Molecular function (GO): chloride channel activity
Source: RefSeq, a predicted model, not a curated record